Molecule: messenger RNA, 1833 nt
Organism: Branchiostoma belcheri (Belcher's lancelet)
Lineage: Eukaryota; Metazoa; Chordata; Leptocardii; Amphioxiformes; Branchiostomatidae
Exons: 2
Coding region: 133-1212 (359 amino acids)
Source: RefSeq, a predicted model, not a curated record
GUGUCAUGUAGCUUUCUCUCGUCUAUAUUUGCGCCAAGGGACAACUUUGGAGAGCUACAACAAGAGGUAAAUACAGAAGAGUCACUGAAAAGAGCUACAAGCUCUACACAGGUAAGAGCAGUCAGCAGAAACAUGCGGUCGAAGAGGAAGCCGGAACAAAGGAGGAGGUUUGAAGACCUAUCUGGAUCUGAAGAGGAUGGAGAAGACGAAACACCCGACGCUGUUUCUGAACCCUCCGCCAAGGCUAAUGUACAGAAACGUAAGGCAGGACCAGAGGCAGGGGAUGCCGAGAGCUCCCUAGGUUCUGUCGGUAAGGCCAAAAUGCCUAAGCACGACAUAGAUCUUGAACUAACGGUAGAGAACUGCGACUCGGACUCUGAGACCGCGUGUCCGCCUGUAGCCGCUAACGAAGAGGAAGGUGACACUAGUACCGCAGCGGAGGACACGACAGAACCUGCGGCAGGCUCCGAGGAACUGCCCGGGAGAACGUCUGGGGAAGAACCGGAGACGGACCUGGCGCAGACCAUCGAGGCGGCGGAGGCGUACCGCGCCGCUGUCCGGGCCGAGAUGUCCAGGACUCGGGCCGAGGGAAGACCGGAGGACGCCGACAAGCAAAUUGCCUUUCAGGCUGGCCACACCUGUGUGAAGUGCAUGAUGCUGUUCUCCUCAGAGAGCAGUCUGCGGGCGCACAAGGAGAUGUGCGGGGAGGUCCACUACCGCUGUAAGCUGUGCUGGGACGACACUGACGAACCCGACGAACACAUGGAGGAACACUGGCAGCGCGACCCUCCCCCGGAACUGCGCUACAACCCGUGUCUAACCGUGGAGAACGACAUGCCGCUCAUCAAGCAAAUGUACAUGUCCCCGGUGGGGCCGGACGAGGAAUGGCAGUGUACGCUCUGCGCCACCGCCACGGACGUCAGCAUCCGCCAGGACAACUGGCCCACGUUCAGCUUCAGUAACAGGACGCGGCUGUGGACGCACCAGGCCGUGAUCCACGGGAUCGUGUGGAAGAAGCUGCCGUGCCAGGCCUGCGGAGGCUUCCUGAAGUUCCACACCAGGUCGGACUACCUGCGCCACAUGUUCGCCAUGCACGUUCAGCUGAGGAAGGAGGAGAACGCGUUCUGCUGUCUGAUGUGUGGAGAACUGAACCAUGACAGGGCCUGGCUGGAGAUUCAUCUCUUCCACCAUGCAAAAAUGCCAGCAAAAUAGUUCAUUAUUUUCUUCUUAUUACUAUAUUAGUGUAAUUUACUAUUAUUCUACUAGUCUUUAGAUGUGGAUAUAGGAAUCCUGUUGAAUUAUGAGAAUCUGCAAAAUAGGAAGUACAUUGUCAUGUAUGAACUUGGUGACAACCAUUGAACUUUUACUAGUAAAUGAUGGUGAAAAAGAUUAUUUUACAUUUUGCAACUUCAACUUGAGUUCUUAAGCAAACUAUUCAUUAGUUCUGUCUUGAAAAGUUUGGGAAGAUUGAUUGGGAAGGUAGUUAAGAGAUAAUAACCUGCACUGUCAGGUGUAUAUGGUGUCCUGGUCAUUUCCUAUGACCACUCACUCCGCGAUUUAUGAGGUAGUCUUAUAGGACAUGGAGGAUUCAGAAAUAUAGCCAAUCCAUACUUAACAAUGUAGCAAACUUAGCGACUGUCCUCUACAGUGUAUUAUAAGGCCUGCGUUUACAAAAUGUAGACUUGGUACAAUGUAUUAACCAACUUGGUUGUGAGAUCAUAAUUAACUACUGGUGUGGUAAUGCUGUCAUAACCAAUGGGAAAUGGGGACUUCUGAUUGGUUGACAUCCUCUGGCUAUUAUAAGGCCACACCGACUUAAUUUUAUGGAUGACU